Eremothecium sinecaudum is the source of this 279-nucleotide messenger RNA. RefSeq names its product Mak31p (gene MAK31). The coding region runs from base 1 to 279 and encodes 92 amino acids. The transcript has a single exon. Gene Ontology annotation, cellular component: NatC complex. The record is from RefSeq and is a predicted model, not a curated record. NCBI's taxonomy places the organism in Eukaryota, Fungi, Ascomycota, Saccharomycetes, Saccharomycetales, Saccharomycetaceae.
AUGAAGGGUUUAACGGAGGGCUUAGAGUUAGCAGAUUUCGUUGGUGCCACGCUACGUGUACAGGUCAGCGCAGAGAGGAUAUUAGAGGGUGUUUUAGUCGCCAUUGACCAUCACUGUAAUCAGCUACUUGACAAGGUCAAGGAACAAAAUAAGGGCACUGUCAGGGAACUUGGCCUAGUGAGUGUACCGUGGGACUCAGUUAUGAGCAUCAAGAUUAGCACCGACCAGAUCAAAGAGAUUGGGAAUAGAAAGGUAGCAUUAUCACAGGCGAUUGUUUAG